Messenger RNA from Verticillium nonalfalfae, 504 nucleotides. RefSeq lists its product as uncharacterized. NCBI's taxonomy places the organism in Eukaryota, Fungi, Ascomycota, Sordariomycetes, Glomerellales, Plectosphaerellaceae. The transcript has 3 exons. Bases 1 to 504 code for a protein of 167 amino acids. The record is from RefSeq and is a predicted model, not a curated record.
AUGGCCCAGAACUUGACCGAUGCUGAGCUGGACCGCGACUGGCAGCCCAAUGGCCGUCGUCCUCAGUCCACCAUCGCCCGCUCCUUCUCCCAGGAGCUGAUGGACAUUUUCCGUAUCGAGAACAGCGUCGCCGACAUGGACGAGAAGGUUGACCAGCGAAAGCAAAACGUCCAGUCCCAAGCCGCCGAGCUCGAGGCUCUCGAGCGCCGCAUUCGCGAGAUGGAAGAGCGCAUGAAGCGCGGCUCCUCCUCUACCCACCAGCGGGGCGCUCUCCCCAUUCACCAACAACAACCCUCGACCUCGACCACAACCUCCCCUUCUGCUGCCGCGACAGCCACCAAAGACGGGUCCCGCUCCCGACCAGGUACGGCGCGCCAGAACCAGCCUCCCGCCCCGUCCUCGGCCAACAUGCCACCCACUCCCACUGCCAGCGAAGGUGAUUACGAAUUCGUCGGGAGGGACGACCUCUCCGAUCGCCCCCCUUCCCAGAGCACACGGCACUGA